Ruditapes philippinarum (Manila clam) is the source of this 965-nucleotide messenger RNA. RefSeq lists its product as uncharacterized. Bases 1 to 903 code for a protein of 300 amino acids. The record is from RefSeq and is a predicted model, not a curated record. NCBI's taxonomy places the organism in Eukaryota, Metazoa, Mollusca, Bivalvia, Venerida, Veneridae. The transcript has a single exon.
AUGUAUCACGUGUCAAACUUCGAGAUAUAUUUCUUUUAUUUACAGAAAACAGUUGAUAAGACUACAACUUGGAAAUCUAUUCCUGAAAAUACGACGUUAGUUACAGCUUACCUAGAUAUAGGUACUUUUUCAAAAGGAUAUCCGCACAGGAGAAGGUCGAAAACAUUUUAUUUUCAAAGUGCCAAAGCGUUCAAAUAUAUAUUAAAUGCAUUGAUAGUAUAUACCAAUUCAGAUCUGUUUAGAAAUUAUAUGCUUGAAAUACGACGAGACCUUCUAUCUGUUACAAAAGUGUUGCUUAUUGACUCAAUGUCAAUACCGUCAUUUCAAUAUAGAAAACAAAUUCAAGAAAUUUUUCAGUUGCAUUCGUACCCGAAAUUCUAUCCGCAUACAAGUAAUCCUAUGUAUUCAUGUGUAACUCAUGCCAAAUUCGACUUUCUAUUGAAUGCAACUGAAGAAAACACAUUCAAAUCAAAAUAUUUUAUGUGGUUAGAUGUUGGAUAUUUUUCAAGUAAAGUACCUUUAAAAAUGUUUCAUUUAUCUAAACCACCAUCAUUUAAUGAAACUAAAAUAGCGGCUAGCCAAAUUGUUUCAAAUCUGACUCAAGCUCUUGAGUUAGAUCCAAACACAAUAUUUAAAAAGAAAAAGAGCAUUGCAGCGGCCGGGCUAUUAUUUGGAGAGAGAAGUCGUGUUAUGUAUUUUUCAAAACUGUAUCAACGAGGGUUUAGGUACUUUUUAUCACAAAAUUUAACCAACUCUGAUCAACAGGUAAUAUACGCUAUUUACUGUGAUAAAGGAAACCGUAUAUUAAAACCAAAAGUUGAGCUACAAUAUUACAGGGCGCCAGGUGUUCCUUAUUAUCACUUUCUUGGUACUAAACUUAUGAAGAUAAGCUUACUUUCGUAAUUCAAAACAACAUGGGAAAUUACAUGUCACACAUAAACAUGGAUUUUAGACAAGGACAUUAU